Nerophis ophidion (straightnose pipefish) is the source of this 4147-nucleotide messenger RNA. RefSeq names its product potassium voltage-gated channel, Shaw-related subfamily, member 1b (gene kcnc1b). The transcript has 5 exons. The record is from RefSeq and is a predicted model, not a curated record. Bases 564 to 2426 code for a protein of 620 amino acids. Lineage: Eukaryota; Metazoa; Chordata; Actinopteri; Syngnathiformes; Syngnathidae. Gene Ontology annotation, cellular component: voltage-gated potassium channel complex; neuronal cell body membrane; dendrite membrane. Gene Ontology annotation, biological process: protein homooligomerization; potassium ion transmembrane transport. Gene Ontology annotation, molecular function: protein binding; delayed rectifier potassium channel activity.
AUCGAGUUCCACUCCCCCUUACACGCACACGCACACGCACUGCCUCCCGAUCUUGACUGCAUGUGUGCCUCUUUGUGCCCCAAAAUUGGCCGAGUGAGGGAGGAGAGGGAAGUGUUGAUGAGACAAAGAGCCGCAGGCUGUGCGUCGGCGUGAAGGAGGAGGGAUCGAACACCAAGGAGGACCAUCAUCAUCAUCAUCAUCCUCGUCACCAUCACCAGCAGCAGCAGUCACCUUUUUGUCAAAGUCACCAAGCAGAUCAUUAAAAAGGUGAAGAAGAAGAGGAGUUGGUGUUUCUUCUUGGAUCUUGGUGAUGAUGAGACGUCCAUUGCCGUCCAUGUGAUGCCAUUGGCUGCGUUCAUUUUGGAUUUCGCCCCCCGCCUGGCAGCACGUCUUUUAGCGCCAAAGUGCCCCGCCAAAUGCUCGUCGAGCUGCGGUGAUUUUCCCCCGCUGCUGCUGCUGUUGGCGGGAGACGACAGGUGUCUCGGCGCGCCGCUUUUUCCCGCGCUCGCACUCACCUUUGCGACGAUGAGGGGAACUUCCGUGAGCGAUGCCUAAGGGGCGCGAUGGGCCUGAGCGACGACAAGGAUCGCAUCGUGAUCAACGUGGGAGGGAUCCGGCACCAGACGUACCGCAGCACCCUCCGCACCCUGCCCGGCACACGCCUGUCGUGGCUGGCCGAGCCAGACGCGCCCAACCACUUUGACUAUGACGCCAAGAUCGAGGAGUUCUUCUUCGACCGCCACCCGGGGGUCUUCGCGCACAUCCUCAACUACUACCGGACAGGGAAGCUGCACUGCCCCGCCGAUGUGUGCGGACCUCUGUACGAGGAGGAGCUGGCUUUCUGGGGCAUCGACGAGACGGACGUGGAGCCCUGCUGCUGGAUGACCUACCGCCAGCACCGGGAGGCGGAGGAGGCCCUUGAUAGUUUCGGCGGGGGGGGACUGUUGGAUCUGGGCAGCGACGACGCCGAGCCCGACCAGGAGCACGGGGAGGACGACGUGGAUGAGAUGACGAGGAGGCUGGCGCACGGAGACUCUCCGGACACGCGGAGUGGGAGCUUGUGGAGCCGCUGGCAGAAGCGCGUCUGGGCUCUCUUUGAGGACCCCUACUCCUCUAAAUAUGCAAGGUGGGUGGCCCUGGCCUCGCUGUUCUUUAUCCUGGUAUCCAUCACCACGUUCUGUCUGGAGACCCACGAGGCCUUCAACCCCAUCAUCAAUCGCACAGAGUUGGAGUUGGUGAACAACAUCACGGUGGAGCGCAUCUACCAGGAGCCUGAGACGGCGGCCUACCUCACCUACAUCGAAGGUGUUUGCGUGGUUUGGUUCACUUUUGAGUUCCUAAUGCGAAUAACUUUCUGCCCAAACAAAUUUGACUUCAUCCGGAACGCCCUGAACAUCAUCGACUUUGUGGCCAUCCUGCCCUUCUACCUGGAGGUGGGCCUUAGCGGGCUCUCCUCUAAGGCAGCUAAGGACGUACUGGGUUUCCUCCGAGUGGUCCGCUUUGUAAGGAUUCUGCGAAUCUUCAAGCUCACUCGCCACUUUGUAGGUUUGAGGGUACUGGGCCACACCUUAAGAGCCAGCACCAACGAGUUCCUUCUCCUCAUCAUCUUCCUCGCAUUGGGUGUCCUCAUCUUUGCCACAAUGAUCUACUACGCAGAACGGAUCGGCGCCAACCCCAACGACCCUCGAGCCAGCGAGCACACGCAGUUCAAGAACAUCCCGAUUGGAUUCUGGUGGGCCGUGGUGACCAUGACGACCCUGGGCUAUGGGGACAUGUACCCUCAGACGACCUCCGGAAUGUUGGUGGGAGCCUUGUGCGCCUUGGCAGGCGUGCUGACCAUCGCCAUGCCAGUCCCCGUGAUUGUCAACAACUUUGGAAUGUAUUACUCCCUGGCCAUGGCGAAACAGAAACUACCAAAGAAAAAAAACAGGCAUAUUCCACGAGCACCCCAACCUGGUUCUCCAAACUUCUGUAAAUCAAGCAUCAGCUCACAACAUCAGAGCCCUAUCGCCCACGACGACGUCUUCGAAAUCAAGUUUCAAGGGCAGGGGGUACACUUCCAUCGUGACUCAAAUGGAAAACAGAGAAGAAGAAAAAAAACCUAUGAGAACUAUUCCAAGCUAAACGGCGAGGCUGCCAACGCGGCCCUGGCCAACGAAGACUGCCCCCACAUAGACCAGGCUAUAUCUCCGGAGGAAAUCUUCAGCCCCGGCGAAAGAGAGCGGCCCUGCUUCCUGGUCACCACGGCCGAGCGGCCCAACCACACAGGGGGCAGAGUGAGGAGGGGUUAUGAAAAGCCUUGGAGCCUUAACAGCAUGUCUGGCAUGAGCGGGGGUGCCUCUGGAGUGUCCUCAGUGUCCGCCCUGCCCUGCAGCCCACCUUGUCUAAUACAGCACUCACAUUCUCCCAUCCCAUCCAUUAUGUAGCAUGGCUGAGUAGCAGACACGAUGCCAUUGGAAGGCCAGCCCACCACCUCCUAUAUUUCUUGUCAGAUAUUAUUAUUUUUUUGCUUCUUUUUCUCCUGCUUUCUCAUUGUUAUUUUCCUGGAAAAAGUGUAUUUCAACUGUUUCCAAUACUUCCCAAGUGUUCUCCUUGGGGGUGUCAUCAUAUCCUGUAGACUAGAGUCCCAUUGGCGAGAUGCCACUCGUGCAUGGGUCACCUGAGCUGCAGACAAAGCACUGUUCUACUACGGGCUGACAUUUUUCCCUAUGUUGACUUCAUUGCCUGUUGCUCUGUUGCUUUUGAUCUCACAUACCUUUCUAAUCUCAUCUGCUUUUGACAAUUCUGUGAAAGAAUUCAUAAGAUGUGAUGACACAUUUACAACACAUUUCUUUUCCAUUGCCAGCUGUUAAGGAAACUCCUCUUAAGUUCUCUGUAUGUUGCAAAGUUAACGAUUGUGAAAGCGCACACCAGGCGUUUAGUUGUUUUUUUUUUUUCAAGCAGCAAGAUGAUGUCCAAUGCAUUAUGGAGAUGAUGACAAUUCUUAUGAUACUAGUGAUGACUAAAACUCAUGUCAACAGAACUAAAACUGUUUGUUCCUUUGCAUGAAGUGCAUGAGAAAUUAUGUUUCACAAUUGUAUUGCAGUACCUGUAACAAGCAAACAUUUUCUGUUCAAAAGCAUCUAAGCUUUGCCAUUUUUAUGCAUUUUUGAGACAGCUUUAUAAGAGACUCAGUCAUAGCAGAGAGUUUUAUGUAGCUACCAUUCAUUGCCUUUCCCCAAAUUCUAAAUUGUUUUCAUAUUUUCAUGUAUUCAUUUUGACUGGGGCCAUUUAAAAAAAAAAUGCCAACCUUUGCGGUUAAAAACAUAUAUGUUUUAUUUUUUAACUAUACCCCACUAGUAGUUAGAAGCUUUUUUUUUAACUACAGCUGCUGUUUUGGCUAAAAUAGAGACAAAAAUGACAACAAUGGUGCCUUCAAAUCAAGUGAGGCAAUGUAGAACAAAAAUAUUUUGACACAAUACAACACUGUUGUAGCAUUUAAAAGCUGCUUGUGACUUAAUUUUUAUAAGGUGAUUGGUCCUUUUGGUUGUUGUAGACUAAGAAUAAUCUUUAGGAGAGACAAAAAAAUGUUUGAUUAAAGAAGCACAAUACAUUAACCAAGGGCCACACUAACAUACAUACAUAUAUAUAUAUAUAUAUAUAUAUAUAUAUAUAUAUAUAUAUACAUAUAUAUAUAUAUAUAUAUAUAUAUACACAUAUACACACAGUACAGGCCACAAGGACACACCUUCUCAUUCAAUGCAUUUUCUUUAUUUUCAUGACUAUUUACUUUGUAGAUUGGCACUGAAGGCAUCAAAACUAUGAAUGAACACAUGUGGAGUUAUGUAUUUAACAAAAAAAGGUGAAAUAACUGAAAACAUACUUUAUACUCGAGUUUCUUUAAAAUAACCACCCUUAGCUCUGAUGAGUUUCAAGCACACCUGUGGAGUGAAACAACAUUUCAGGUGACUACCUCCUGAAGCUCAUCCAGAGAAUGCUUGGAGACGGUGCGAAAAAGUAAUCAGAGCAAAGGGUGGCUAUUUUGAAGAAACUAGAAUAUAAAACAUGUUCUCAGUUAUUUCACCUUUUUUGCGAAGUACAUAACUCCACAUGUGUUCAUUCAUAGUUUUGAUACCUUCACUGACAAUCUACAAUGUAAAGAGUCAUG